Messenger RNA from Eufriesea mexicana, 471 nucleotides. Its product is annotated as RNA-binding motif protein, X-linked 2. Gene Ontology annotation, biological process: mRNA splicing, via spliceosome. The record is from RefSeq and is a predicted model, not a curated record. The coding region runs from base 52 to 471 and encodes 139 amino acids. Gene Ontology annotation, molecular function: RNA binding. The transcript has 4 exons. NCBI's taxonomy places the organism in Eukaryota, Metazoa, Arthropoda, Insecta, Hymenoptera, Apidae. Gene Ontology annotation, cellular component: U2 snRNP; catalytic step 2 spliceosome; precatalytic spliceosome.
AAGAAACGUAUUAACAUCUUUUAUGUAUUAUUUCCUUUCUUUACAUAUAAAAUGAACCCUUUAACAAAUGUAAGAAACAUACAGAAGCUUGGGGAACAAGAAUUACUAAAUGACAAAAAAACAUCUUGGCAUAAUCAAUACAAAAACAGUGCUUGGAUUUUUGUUGGUGGUUUACCAUAUGAUUUAACAGAAGGUGAUGUUAUAACCAUAUUUUCUCAAUUUGGGGAAGUAGUAAAUAUAAAUUUAAUUAGAGAUAAAGACACAGGAAAACAAAAGGGAUAUGGUUUUUUAUGUUAUGAAGAUCAGAGAAGUACAACAUUAGCUGUUGAUAAUUUUAAUGGAAUUAAGAUCUUAGGCAGAACAAUAAGAGUUGACCAUGUAGCAAGUUAUAAAGCACCAAAAGAUUCAAAAAGUAUUGAUGAAGAAACCAAAAAAUUAAGAAAAGAAGGCUGUGCUCCAAAAGAUAUAUAA